AUGAUAUUGAUUAAUCAGAGUAGGCUAAUAAAAUAUUAUAGAAUUAAUACAAUAACUAGAUUAUUUAGUGAUUUCAGAUUUCCAGAUAAUGCACCUAGAACAGCUGAUAACCAAUCAUGGUUAGAACAUUUAGAGAAUCAAGAUAAAUUAAGUGAGAAUAUAUCCAAUGCAGAAGAUUAUAGUAUAAAUGCUGAAAAUGAAGAUAUAAUUGACAAAAGUUUAAAUUCUCGAUUUUCAUAUAAAGUAAUAUCAAGGCCACCUGAAUCUAGGUACAUAGAGAUUAAGUCUCCACUACAAAAUUUUACAUCACUCAAGUAUCUCAAGUCUUUAGAAAAUGAUAUAAAUAAGAAUAAGAACAGGCAAACUGGUUUUAUAGAUACAAGGAUAAUAAAAUGCAGAAGUGGUAACGGAGGACAUGGUGCAGUGUCCUUUUUUAGAGAUGCAGGUAGGUCAAUUGGUCCCCCAGAUGGUGGCGAUGGUGGCGAUGGUGGUUCUGUUUAUAUACAAGCUGUCGAAGGUAUAGAUUCCUUAGCCAAACUAAAAACGACAUAUAUUGCGCAAGAUGGGAAAGCAGGCACAGCUGAUCAGUUGGAUGGAGCUAAAGGUAAGGAUAUGCUAAUUACGGUACCAAUUGGUACGACCGUAAGGUGGUGCAUGGAUCCAGUAGAAGUUAAAAAAUUUAUAAAAGAAAAAAAUUUAGCCGAUAAUAAGCAGUCUAUAAGAGAAUUUACACAAAGUCAUGAUAUUUCCCUGCAAUGUGUCGGUAAACUUGAACUAAAUAAUGACCCUUUCCAAAUUCAAAUGUUCAGGGAAUCAUAUAAGCCUGGAAAAGGAUGGAUUUUUAAAGGCAAAGAUGAAGAAUAUCAUUUACAACAGCCUUGGUUCAAAACUUUAAAUAAGCGUGUUACUACAUUUGAUGUUCAAUUGCGAAUUACAGAAACAAAUGAGGAUAGAUUCCCACUUUAUGGUAUAGACCUAAGUAAAGCGACUACCACACCUAUAUGUCUACUGAAGGGAGGAAACGGUGGAUUAGGAAAUAUGCAUUUUUUAACUCAAAUGAUAAGAAAUCCUAGGUUUGCAAAAGAAGGGAGAAACGGUUUGGAACAGCACUUUUUGUUAGAACUUAAAACUAUCGCUGAUAUUGGUCUCGUCGGAUUUCCAAAUGCAGGAAAAUCAACAAUUUUGAACAAAAUAUCUAAUGCAAAACCAAGAAUAGGUCAUUGGAAAUUUACAACAUUAGUUCCGACCAUUGGGACUGUGUCCAAAGGUGUCGAAGAAACCCCAUUUACUGUGGCUGAUAUACCAGGAAUAAUUGAAGGAGCGUCGUUGAAUAAGGGAAUGGGAUUAGAUUUCAUAAAACAUAUACAAAGAUCAAAAUCGUGGGUAUUUGUAUUGAGUUUAGAAAGUCCUGAUCCGAUCGAAGAUAUGAAGACAUUGGUGUAUGAAUUAGGCGGAAUGGAUAAAGUAACUACUAAGAAUAUACUUGUAGUGUGCAAUAAAGCAGACCUUUUAGAAAAUAAUGAAACUAGUAUAGAAAAAUUUUCAAAAGUAAAUGAAUUUUGUAAAAAGAAUAAUUGGGAUUGUAUUCCAAUAAGUGCAUUAAAAAAUGAAAAUAUAGAUGAAUUGAUUCAAAGAAUGGCUAAAAGUAUCAGAAUGAAAGACUAA
Molecule: messenger RNA, 1665 nt
Organism: Tetrapisispora phaffii CBS 4417
Lineage: Eukaryota; Fungi; Ascomycota; Saccharomycetes; Saccharomycetales; Saccharomycetaceae
Gene: MTG2
Product: putative GTPase MTG2
Exons: 1
Coding region: 1-1665 (554 amino acids)
Cellular component (GO): mitochondrion
Molecular function (GO): GTP binding; GTPase activity
Source: RefSeq, a predicted model, not a curated record